Indicator indicator is the source of this 1050-nucleotide messenger RNA. It is a transcript of the gene LSM11, whose product is annotated as LSM11, U7 small nuclear RNA associated. The coding region runs from base 1 to 1050 and encodes 349 amino acids. The record is from RefSeq and is a predicted model, not a curated record. Gene Ontology annotation, cellular component: U7 snRNP. NCBI's taxonomy places the organism in Eukaryota, Metazoa, Chordata, Aves, Piciformes, Indicatoridae. Gene Ontology annotation, biological process: mRNA 3'-end processing by stem-loop binding and cleavage. The transcript is spliced from 4 exons. Gene Ontology annotation, molecular function: U7 snRNA binding.
AUGGAGGAGGACGAGGGGGCUGCGGGAGGCGCAGAGCAGCGGCGCCGCCGGCCGGGGGCCGAGCGCUCCCCCAGCCCCAGCCGCCUGGAUGUGAGCUCCAGCCGCUUCGACCCACUGCUGGCUCUCUACUCUGCCAACACGCCGCUCCCCUUCCCCGCCGCGCCCUGCUUCAACAACCUCGCCGAGUACGAGAGCUUCCAGCGCGGCCUGCUCCGCCCGCGCGGUCGUCGUGCCGCUCCCUCCCGCCGCGGUCCCUCCGCCUCUCGCGCCGCCCGCCGCGGCCCGCCCGCCGCUGAUCCCGAGCGCAUCCAGCGCCUCCGCAGCCUCAUGGUCAACGCUGGCCCCGAGCAGGAGGCAGCCGAGGGCGGCGCAGCGGCCAGGCGCCGGCGAGCGCCGCGCAACGUCCUCACCAGGAUGCCCCUCCAUGAAGGCAGCCCUCUGGGAGAACUUCAUCGCUGUGUCCGAGAUGGUGUAAAAAUCAACGUCCAUAUCCGCACUUUCAAAGGGCUUCGUGGGGUCUGCACAGGGUUCUUGGUUGCAUUUGACAAAUUCUGGAAUAUGGCCCUGACAGAUGUGGAUGAGACAUACAGGAAACCAGUAGUGGGCAAAGCUUUCUAUGCAGAGCCUCAGCUCACACUAACCAGGCUCUUUGAUAGACUCAAACUGCAGGAGUCCUCAGCAAAGAAAGGAGCUGAUUCAAAGACUGCUUCAGAGGAGCUAACCCUAACAAAGGACUCUCAGGCGCUGGGAUUGAAAGCUGGAUCAGGACGAGGGAGAGCAGAAGAUGAGCGCGAGAAGCAGAAGCGCCUAGGCAGAGCUGGAGAAAGGAAGAUGCCAGGUGACACUUUGCAUCUGGCUGCCAGAGGUGAAGCUGAUGUGGGCAGCGGGACUGCCCACACAGAGGGUGCCAGUGCUGGUGGCACCCGUGCAAGAAGCCAGUCACGGAAAAAAAGGCGUCCCAAAGUGGAUUAUCAACAGGUGUUCACACGUCACAUAAACCAGAUUUUUAUUCGAGGAGAGAAUGUCUUGCUUGUCCAUUUAGCACAUUGA